Molecule: messenger RNA, 291 nt
Organism: Parnassius apollo (apollo)
Lineage: Eukaryota; Metazoa; Arthropoda; Insecta; Lepidoptera; Papilionidae
Source: the annotation of a GenBank genome assembly
AUGCCACCAAAGAAGAAACCUAAAACCAAAGAAGAAAUAAAAGAGCAGAAACGAAUUGCAGAAAGAUUAAGAUAUCAACGGCUAAAGAAUGACCCUGUAAAAAGAGACCAAUUGAAGGAAAAAGAACGACGAAACUACCAAAGAAAGAAGGAAAAAGGUAUAAGGAAGUCAGUUAAAUAUAUGAGUCGACGUGAACACAAAGCUGUGACUAAAGAAUGGAGAAAGCACUGUGCUACAUAUCGCGCAAAAAAAAGCUUUAAAAGAAAUUACAAACAAUUUUGUACGACAUAA